Dicrocoelium dendriticum is the source of this 756-nucleotide messenger RNA. NCBI's taxonomy places the organism in Eukaryota, Metazoa, Platyhelminthes, Trematoda, Plagiorchiida, Dicrocoeliidae. The record is from the annotation of a GenBank genome assembly.
AUGAGAACGCAUGAACCACAUGACAGCGCACUGCCUGUGAUCGUAUUGACAAAAGGUGCUGAAACUGCACUGCUGGCUCGGGUUGCAUCGGAUGUCAGUGAUUUUCAUCAGGAUGCCGUGCUCAAUGAUCCUUUAGUUGCGGGUCUAUCCAGUCCCACAAGACAGCUGCUCCGUAUGCAUCCGGAUGAAGUGAUGAAACGCGUCACAGCCUUCGCCAACAGUGGGUUACGCACUCUUGUCAUGGGCGCGCGGGUACUCAGCCCUGAGCAGUGGUACGAGUACAAGAGUACUUUGGAUGCUGCUAAAGGUCAACUGGAAGGCCGUGAUGACGCAAUUUCGAAAGCUUAUGGGCAAAUUGAAAGCCAAUUGGUACUUAUUGGCUGCACGGGCGUAGAAGACAUGCUACAGGAUGGGGUGGCUGAGACCAUCACAGCGCUUCACGAUGCCGGCCUGAAGGUGUGGGUGUUGACAGGAGAUAAAGAAGAAACCGCGGUGAACAUCAGUUAUGCAGCUGGCCACUUUAAUCCGGAAAUGAAAGAAAUUCGCAUCACAAAACAGACUAACUGCAUUGAUUGCAACAAUGCCCUGGACAAACACAUUGCUAAAAUGGCUGAGGCCAGGGUUGCGGAUCUAGAAGAUCAGUUUGCAGCUGUCAUCGACGGGCAAUCGUUGGGUUUCGCGCUUGAUCUUUGUCCGCUGUGUCCUUGGGUACUCACUUUGUUGGCUGGUUACCCAGGGUUCACGUUACGGUCAUGA